GUGUUAGGUUGUCUGUCUGUGGACAGAUUUCAUCCAACGGAACAUUACAGGUGGAGAUCAAAAUAAAGGUCAAGUUGGGGUCGUGGGCCCUCUGUACUAUAAUCCCUCCACCCGCAUUGUGAGGUCCCUGACUCCUGCAUUAUCAUCCUCAGUUUUCUAAUAAGUGAGCCAUGUCUUUUGAUUCUUAAAUAUUCUCAGCAAGGCAGAAACAAAAAGAACAUUUCGGGAUGCUACCUGAUUUUUUUUAACAAGUGUAUGAAUGAAGGAAAGUCCCAGCUCGACUGUCAGAAUAUUAAUUUGUCCAACUUUAUGGCAAUCUAUAAAUAUAUUACUUGAGUUCUUAUUGUGUGAGUUGAGUUUGGAGCAUUUGAAAAUGGCUUCCUAAUUAUUGCAGCUUACGUUGUGCUGUUUAAUUUGACAGGAAACACUGUUGUAUUAUUUUGUCAUUAUCUUUUCCUGGUUUUACCAGGGUUGUGAGGGCUCCUGCGGUGCGCACACUGACAUCUAGCGUCAAUACAGGCCGAUCGCAGUGGGAGGAGCUCCCGUUAAAUCUCCAUCCCGGAUUACGUCACACGAGAGGAGGAUGAACCGGAGAGCCUCCCUGGGCACCUGUCACCGCCGCGAGACGGAACCCUGAACCCGGAUUCAGGUUUACUGAACCUCCUCAUGUCGUUCUGUCGUUUUGUUGGCGGCGAGGUCUACAAAGAUCACUUCAAGCCCGGUAUGUACGUGUGCUCCCAGUGUAACCACCCACUGUUCUCCAGCCGGUCCAAAUUCUCCCACUCGUCUCCCUGGCCGGCUUUCACCGACACCGUCAGAGAGGACAGUGUCACCAAGAUGAUGGAGAGUCUCACUGCCUUCAAGGUUUUGUGUGGCAAGUGUGGCAACGGGCUCGGCCACGAAUUUGUAAACGACGGCCCGGAGGACGGAGUCUCACGCUUUUGAAUAUUCAGUCACUCGCUCAAGUUUGUCCCGAACAAAGCCAAGGACAAGCAGUGAAGAGCGAGGGAUGAGUUUCUACUCCAGCUGCGGUGAUUGCCGCUCAGUCCAGGACCAGGGAACAGGUCGGGUCAGUGGGUGACGUGGAUGGGGAAAAAGGCCCGAGAGGGACGUCCUGUCCACUGAAGGAUCUUUGACCAGCCUGUGACAAAGUGACCGGACCUUACCUCUGCAAAUAUACCUUCACAAAAAAAAUGCACAUUCCUCAAAUACAUCUUAAAUACGAUUUAACUCCAUCAUUAUGAUUUUGUUUCAAUCUAAAUCAUAUCAGUUGAUCUUAUACAGAAAGUAGGAAAAUAUGCUUUUUAAAAAUUAUUAUGUUUAAAUGUACUGCUGGUAUCAUUUACUCACUACGGUUACAUGUAUAACCGUGUUAUCUAUGCACUGGAGAAGCUCACAUAGUCAGUCUGCUCUUUUAAUAUCUGUUUUGUAUAUUUAUUUCAAGAUUUCUUUAGAACUUUAGAACUUUUCUAGAUUUGCAUUUUACUUUGAAAAUCUUAUCUUUGAGUCAAGAGUGUAGUGGACGAAUGAAAAACUGUUGUUGAUGGCUCUAUUAUUACAGAAUAUUGAUGUGGAACAAACAAUAAAUAAUAAUUUAAAGUA
Pseudoliparis swirei is the source of this 1602-nucleotide messenger RNA. RefSeq names its product methionine sulfoxide reductase B1b (gene msrb1b). The record is from RefSeq and is a predicted model, not a curated record. Lineage: Eukaryota; Metazoa; Chordata; Actinopteri; Perciformes; Liparidae. The transcript is spliced from 4 exons. Gene Ontology annotation, molecular function: peptide-methionine (R)-S-oxide reductase activity.